AUGGCGACCGAGAGACAGCUGCCCACGUACGACGAGCUCCCGACGUUCAAGGACUUCUCUGGGUGCGCCUGGGAGGUCUGGGGCAAGGACGACCAGCUGGGUACCAUCAACCUCUUGACCGACGAGGUGAUGAAGGAAGCCGUGAAGGAAGUCAAGACGGGCAAAGCUGUCUGCUUGAACUGGCCCAUCCAGUUCCCGAACAAACCCGCGUUCGGUCGUGUUCCACCGCACCAUGAGAUCAUAUUCAAAGCCGACCGCGGUGCAGUCCAUGACGACGUCCUGCACAUUAACACCCAGUCAGGUAGUCAAUGGGACGGCCUGAAGCACUUCGGGCUGUUGAAGCACGGCCUGUUCUACCAAGGCACUCCAGCAAGUUCCUUCCAGAAUGGACACAUCACAAUCCCAGACCCGACCAACAUCGACCCCGAACUGAUCAAGUUCGGCAUUCACAACUGGGCCCAGCACGGCAUCUGCGGCCGCGGCGUGCUGCUCGACAUGGUCAAGUUCUACUCCGACGCAAACGGCGGCCGCCUCCCGUACGACCCGAUGACCACGCAUGCCGUCCCCGCCGCAGACCUCAUCGCGUGCGCGCAGAAGGAGGGCAUCACGUUCCGCCGCGGCGACAUCCUGCUCCUCCGCGUCGGCUUCAUCCAGCGGUACCACGGCGGCACGCAGGAGGAGCGCGACGGGCUCUCGGAGCGGGACAAGGCUGAGCACUUGAACAACCACUUCGCGGCGAUCGCAUCCGACCAGCCCGCCCUCGAGCGUUGGCCUGUCCCUGAAGGGGUCCCGCAUCUCCACCAGACCCUGCUCGGGCUGUGGGGAAUGCCUAUCGGCGAGUUCUUCGACCUCGAGGCGCUCUCGAAGCAGUGCGCGGAGACGGGCCGCUACACGUUCUUCUUCUCGUCCUGGCCGCUCAAUGUACUUGGGGGCGUCGCGAGCCCACCCAAUGCUGCAGCUUACUUCUAA
This is a messenger RNA of Trametes versicolor FP-101664 SS1, 969 nucleotides long. RefSeq lists its product as uncharacterized. The transcript is spliced from 12 exons. The coding region runs from base 1 to 969 and encodes 322 amino acids. NCBI's taxonomy places the organism in Eukaryota, Fungi, Basidiomycota, Agaricomycetes, Polyporales, Polyporaceae. The record is from RefSeq and is a predicted model, not a curated record. Gene Ontology annotation, molecular function: arylformamidase activity.